AUGGCUCGUCUUGAAGGAAAAGUCAUCUGCAUCACUGGGGCGGCGUCUGGGAUCGGCUUCGCACUCGCAAGAGUGGCCGCUCAAAAUGGUGCCAGACUGUCCAUCUGUGACAUUCAGAGAGAAAUGUUAGCAAAGGCAGUCGCAGAUCUCAAGUCUACUGGGGCAGAUGUCCUGGGGACCGUCGUCGAUGUCGCUUCUGAUACGCAGGUCGAUAGCUGGAUCGCCACCACGGUCGAACAUUUCGGCAAGUUGGACGGUGCUGCCAAUUUCGCAGGCAUUGAACGGACACACGGCGCCUUCACCCAAAUCAAGGACCUGAGCAAUCAGGAAUGGGACCUGGUCCUCUCUGUCAACUUGACGGGGGUCAUGUACUGCAUCCGUGCCCAGACAAAGGUCAUGAAACGCGGAGGUUCAAUUGUCAACGCGAGCAGUAUUGGGGGGUUGCGAGGUAGAGAAGGUCUGGCACCGUACUGCGUGGCCAAACACGCUGUGAUAGGUCUGACGCGAACGGCCGCAAAGGAGAACGGUGCGAAUGGUAUUCGAGUGAAUGCUGUUGCUCCAGGACCUAUCGAGACACCCAUGUUUCAGCGGUUACGAGACACUCCUAAAGAUGAUCAAGAGACGAAAGUCAUGACACCCAACUCGAUGCCUCUUCAGAGGAACGGCCAACCGGAGGAAGUUGCAGCGUUGGCAGCUUUCCUGCUUAGCGAUGAUGCAAGCUUUAUCACCGGCGCCGUGUAUCCCAGCGAGACCGGUGCUUCGGUACUGGAAGGACUGGCAGCAGACGAUGCCUUUCAUGUCAGCAUCGCAGUUCGCCCUUCUUCGACGGAUAAGCCCGCAGUUCGUGCUCUUGUGGCUCGUGGCUUCCCAGUCAUUGAAGUCGAUCUGGACACGAAGCUUGAUCCCUCUCCUCUUGAGCCAUUCAACACUGUCAUCAGCUGCAUUGGCCCAGCGGCUCAGCAGAGUCAGUUGAAUCUGGCUACCGCGGCCAAAGCUGCCGGAGUGAAACGCUUCGUCCCUUGCGCCUUUAUCACCAUCUGUCCUCCGGGCGGGGUCAUGCAACUACGAGACGCGAAGGAAGAAGUCUACAACCACAUGUUCCGCCUUCAUCUGCCAUACACCAUUAUUGACACGGGGUUUUGGCACCAGAUCUCGUUCCCACCACUACCCUCGGGUAGACUGGACGAUAUUCACUUCAUGGGAGAGAAUAAUCUUUACGGGGAUGGCAGUGCACCGAACCUCCUUACCGAUCUCCGUGAUAUUGGACGCUUUGUGGCCCGCAUCAUCAAAGAUCCGCGGACGCUGAACAAAAAGAUCUUCACGUGGUCGGACGAACUGAGCCAGAACGAGAUCUAUGCUGUGGCGGAGAACCUCUCUGGUGAGAGAAUCGACAAGAAACCAGUCUCCUUGGAGGAGAUGGAGUCCAUUGUCGCCAAAGCCAAGCAGGAUCUCGCCGCUGAUCCCACGAACAUCAUGGCCAAGAUGGCACUUUGGACCCAGGAGUACAACCUCUCGAAAUAUUUCCGCAGAGACAAUACGAGAGAGAAUGCUCUUUACCUCGGAUACUUGGACGCCAGAGAUCUGUAUCCUGACUUUCGGCCGAUUUCUUUUGUCGAUUAUUUCAAGGAAAUCCUACGAGGGAACGGCAAAAAGCCUUAUGCAGAGCUUCUGAGUAGCCACGAAUUGGUCCAUCUGUCCGUGGCCGAUCUCAGGCCACGUCUGAUGGUUUAUAUAGAAUACCAGCGGGGCAAGAAGGUCUCUCUUGAACCCUGCUACGCAGAUUAG
Molecule: messenger RNA, 1785 nt
Organism: Fonsecaea nubica
Lineage: Eukaryota; Fungi; Ascomycota; Eurotiomycetes; Chaetothyriales; Herpotrichiellaceae
Exons: 5
Coding region: 1-1785 (594 amino acids)
Molecular function (GO): oxidoreductase activity
Source: RefSeq, a predicted model, not a curated record